Brassica oleracea var. oleracea is the source of this 711-nucleotide messenger RNA. Its product is annotated as glutathione S-transferase T3-like. NCBI's taxonomy places the organism in Eukaryota, Viridiplantae, Streptophyta, Magnoliopsida, Brassicales, Brassicaceae. The record is from RefSeq and is a predicted model, not a curated record. Bases 1 to 711 code for a protein of 236 amino acids. The transcript is spliced from 2 exons.
AUGGAACCCUUUUCCACACAAACUUCCGGUUUCAUUUCCCUACUAGCUUCGCAGAGCAGUCCAUUCCCGGACUGCGACCCUCCACAAGCAGUAGCUAACUCUCCUGGGUUAAUGAAACCGGCUUCCAAGAGGAAGUGGUCAACUAAAGAGGACCUUGUGCUCAUCAGUGGUUGGGUGAACACGAGCAAGGACCCUAUUGUCAGUAAUGAGCAGAAGAUCACCUCCUUUUGGAGGAGAAUAGAGGCGUACGUGAAUUCUAGCCCUCUGCUCACUGGCAGCGCUCCAAGAGAGUGGGGUCAGUGUAAGCAGAGGUGGGGAAGGGUCAACGACCAAGUGUGCAAGUUUGUAGGAAGCUACGACGCGGCUUUGAAGCACCAAUCAAGUGGUCAAAAUGAUGAUGAUGUGAUGAAGGCUGCCCAUGAGAUUUUCUUCAAUGAUUACCAAGCGAAAUUCACCAUGGAACACUGUUGGAGGGAACUGAGACAUGAUCAGAAGUGGAAGUCAGUUUUCAAGUCAAGAGAUGGCGGGAAGGAGAAAACGAAGGAAGCUGAAGAGGUAAUGGUUGAGGACGAGGUUAGACCAGCUGGUGUUAAGCCUGCUAAAGCAGCCAAAACGCAAGAGGUUGCUUUGUCUCACGAGUUGCUAUGUCAGGAGUUGUUGUAUCACGGGUUGGUGUCUGUUGCUGUCUCACGGGUUGGUGUCUGUUGCUGA